CCCGCGCCUCUCGCCGGAAACAGCGCGGUGACGUUUCAUAAAGGACUCUGGGCCCUUUUCUCUUCCUUUCCGCUUAGUACGCCAUCAAUUGAGGCAUCAUGGGCGCGUACAAGUAUAUGCAGGAGCUAUGGAGGAAGAAGCAGUCGGACGUGAUGAGGUUCUUGCUUCGUGUCCGCUGCUGGCAGUACCGUCAGCUUUCCUCCCUUCACCGGGCUCCCAGACCCACCAGACCUGACAAAGCCCGCAGACUGGGCUACAAGGCCAAGCAGGGUUACGUCAUCUACCGUGUGCGUGUGCGCCGUGGUGGCCGCAAGCGCCCCGUGCCCAAAGGUGCCACCUACGGCAAACCCGUGCACCACGGCGUCAACCAGAUCAAAUUCGCUCGCAGCCUUCAGUCUGUGGCUGAGGAGCGCGCUGGCCGUCACUGCGGAGGUCUCCGCGUGCUGAACUCUUACUGGGUAGGAGAAGACUCCACGUACAAGUUCUUUGAGGUGAUCCUUAUGGACACCUUCCACAAGGCCAUCAGACGCAACCCCGAUACCCAAUGGAUCACAAAGGCCGUGCACAAGCACAGGGAGAUGCGCGGCCUCACGUCCGCCGGCAGGAAGAGCCGCGGCCUGGGCAAGGGCCACAAGUUCCACCUCACGAUCGGUGGAUCUCGCCGCGCAGCCUGGAGGAGACGCAACACUCUGCAGCUGCACCGUUACCGCUAAAGCGUGUGCUGCACGACUGUACAUUCAUCAUAAUAAAGUACCUUUUUACGGUCCACA
Molecule: messenger RNA, 770 nt
Organism: Colossoma macropomum (tambaqui)
Lineage: Eukaryota; Metazoa; Chordata; Actinopteri; Characiformes; Serrasalmidae
Gene: rpl15
Product: ribosomal protein L15
Exons: 4
Coding region: 99-713 (204 amino acids)
Biological process (GO): cytoplasmic translation
Cellular component (GO): cytosolic large ribosomal subunit; ribosome
Molecular function (GO): structural constituent of ribosome; RNA binding
Source: RefSeq, a predicted model, not a curated record